UGUGCUUUUGUAAUGUAAUAAUAGAAAAUAGACCUAUUUGUAUUGUAAAAAGUGUAAUAUUGGUACAAUGUGUGUUUUUAUUGUAUAACUUACUAAUCGGCAAUUUUUGUAGUAUUUUAUGACGUUUACAAUGUUUUUCUUAAAUUAUUAUACAUCACAUAACAUAACCAUUGCGUGAUAAUGGUUAUCAGAGACUUUAAUGAAAGAAAAUCGUGGAUUCAACAUCAACACCACUAAAGAACAGUUACGUAGUAAUGGAUAGCAAGAAGCAUGAUAAGUGGGAAGCCUUGGCUACCAUCAAAUCUUUUGAUCAAGGUAUUACACGAAACAGUCAUCAUGAGUCCAUCUUACAGCAGAGUAUGCAUCACAUCGACGUCGUCAACUCCGCUGCGACGACGCCCAUCAGCCUCCUCGUACAGUCUCUAGUCAAACAAUUGUGUUCGUUACUUGAGAAGGAUCUGAAUAGAGCUAAUCAAUUGUAUAACACUAUCUGCGAAAAACUUCAUAGCAUGAAUCUUAUAGAUAAUUCGUACUCGAUGGGCGAGUUCGAAGUGAUGAGGAGCCAGUAUCAAAGAGCUCUGUACCAACUCGUCACAGUCGCCAGUGGAUCAGAAAUACCAAUUCCUCUCCCAGUAUCCUGGCCUAUCAGUUAUUCAGGGCUUGAAUGGUCGAGGUACCACAAGGAGUUCGAAGAAUUGUACUUCAUAGCAGGAGGAGGAUUCGGUAGUGUAUUCAAAGCUCGACACCGACUAGAUGGCGUUGAAUACGCAGUCAAAAAAGUGUUCAUCAAAUCUUCAGACGUGAAUUCCAUAAUGACGCAUUUAGCUGAAGUAAAAACCAUCGCAAGCUUGAAUCACCCUAACAUCGUCAAUUACAAAGCCGCAUGGUUGGAACCAAUGAUUGAGUCCAGAGUGAAAAAGAAAAAACGAUACAAAAUGGACACUGACAGUGACGAAUUCUCAAUAGGAUCCAAACAAGUGUCUUCGGUAUAUACUAAUGUAAUGAAAUCUUUUAAAACGUACAAUUCUAAAGAAUUAACUAAAAAGCGUAGUCAUUCCGAUUUCAUAGUAUUUGAAGGAUCGCAAAGUGUGGACAGUAGCGCAAGCUUUGAUGAAGAGUUGGAUAGCGAAGACGACUCUAUUCCGAGCGAGCAGAACGCUGUGUGCAAACUACUGUCGAGCAAGGAAUAUGAAAACUGUUCUAGAGUGAACUUGAAAUGGGCCACGCUUUAUAUCCAAAUGUCUUACUGCCAACAAACCCUAAAACAAUGGUUAGAUGAGAGGAACAAUCACAUGAUAAUAUCAAGGAAAAACUCCGAUGAUCUGACAUUACACCAUAGUGAUUCCACCGAUUCCAGUUGCUUCGAAUCUUCUUACGGGGAUUGCAACUAUCCAGUGGCCUGGACUCGUAUCGAUAUCUUAGUCGAUAUGUUUACUCAAUUAGUGCGGGGCUUACAUUACAUUCAUUCAAAGGGGAUCAUCCACCAUGACGUGAAACCGAGUAAUGUGUUUGUGGGUCAGAGUGAUAAUGGUAUAACAGUUCAGCUAGGCGACUUCGGUCUCGCUUGUCCACUACAACAAUCGCAUAGUGGUUUAGCUCUUGGAACGCAUAUGUAUGCGGCGCCUGAGCAAUUGGAAGGGCAAUGCAAUCCUAAGAGCGACAUGUACUCUCUUGGCAUCAUUCUCCUAGAAAUGGUGGAACCCUUCAGUACAGACAUGGAGCGCGUUAAGACGAUCACAGAUCUUCGAAAGGGUCAAAUUCCUGCUCACCUUACCGCAAAUUAUCCAAAAAUAGCUCACAUUAUUGGAAAAUUAGUUCAAAGACGACCGAGCAAACGCUUAGAGACUGCUCAAUUACUGGAAGAACUGAAAACACUUUCUGAGAACAAAGAUGACACAAUUCGUCUGUUGAAAGAGGAAUUAGCGGCUAAGGAUGAUGAAAUAGCGCAUUUAAAAAUGAUGCUCGCUAAAAUGAAUUCACUCAAUUUUCAUUCUUAGCAAUUCUAACGCAUGUAGUCUUUAAAAAAAAUACAUAUUCUUCAAAUAAACCUUAGAGUACUCUCGUCUCUAAAACGUUUGUUUUAAAUGUCAACAUAUAUGUAAUAUUUUUUUGAUGUAAUUUUAAUGAAUUUGUCUCAAAUGAUAAGUACCUAUGAUACAAUUAUGUGUAACCGCUUUUCUAGUUAUAGAAAUAACUCAAAUUAGUUCAGUAUUCUGACUUAGAGUUAUAAUUGAACAUUUCUUUUAGUAUAGGACUAUUUGACGGAUUGUUUCGUAGAUUCAUGUUUCCAAAUGUUUUUGAUUUUUUAAUUCGUUUUUAUUUAUUAAUUUCCUGUGGAUCCAGUAUUUCCUACAAGAGAAGCUGUAUUUGUAAUGCGGGAAAAUUGUACUGAUAUGUGUGUGUCCUUGUGUGUUAAUGUAAUUAUAAUAUAAGUACUUAAGACG
This is a messenger RNA of Melitaea cinxia (Glanville fritillary), 2444 nucleotides long. RefSeq names its product eukaryotic translation initiation factor 2-alpha kinase 1-like. Gene Ontology annotation, biological process: protein phosphorylation. NCBI's taxonomy places the organism in Eukaryota, Metazoa, Arthropoda, Insecta, Lepidoptera, Nymphalidae. Bases 255 to 1997 code for a protein of 580 amino acids. The transcript has 3 exons. The record is from RefSeq and is a predicted model, not a curated record. Gene Ontology annotation, molecular function: protein kinase activity; ATP binding.